AGAUCCACCACUCACAGCCCUGAUGGAAGGAGACAACGGCGGCACCAAUUCUAGUCAUGCAUCCAAACAACGUUUGCGUUGGACGCAUGAGCUUCAUGAACGCUUCGUUGAUGCCGUUGCUCAACUUGGUGGCCCUGAUAGAGCUACACCCAAAGGCGUUCUUAGAGUGAUGGGUGUACAAGGAUUAACUAUAUAUCAUGUCAAGAGUCACUUACAGAAAUAUAGACUUGCAAAGUAUCUUCCAGAUUCGUCUUCUGAAGGGAAAAAAACUGAUAAGAAAGAAUCUGGUGAUAUGCUCUCUGGGUUGGACGGCUCGUCGGGAAUGCAGAUAACUGAAGCCCUCAAGUUGCAGAUGGAAGUUCAGAAACGAUUGCACGAGCAACUAGAAGUGCAAAGACAGCUGCAACUACGGAUAGAAGCACAAGGGAAGUACUUGAAGAAGAUAAUUGAAGAGCAACAACGACUCAGUGGAGUACUUGGCGAACCCUCAGCCCCAGUAACGGGCAAUUCAGAUCCUGCAACCCCUGCCCCAACAUCUGAGUCUCCUCUUCAAGACAAGUCUGGCAAGGAAUGUGGACCAGACAAGAGCCUCUCAGUUGACGAGUCUCUCUCAUCUUACCGGGAGCCUUUAACACCAGACUCGGGGUGUAACAUUGGGUCUCCAGAUGAGAGCGGAGGAGAGGAGAGAUUAUCAAAGAAGCCUAGAUUGGUGAGAGGUGCAGCUGGUUAUACACCUGAUAUUGUAGUGGCGCACCCAAUACUAGAAUCAGGCUUGAACGCUUCUUACCAUCCGUCAGACCAUGCUCUCGCCUUUGACCAGCCAUCUACAUCACUGCUUGGGGCUGAAGAUCAGUUGGAUAAGGGUUCAGGAGAUAAUCUUUGAGUUGUAUCACAUGGCAUCUAUUGAGUGUACCACAUGUAGUGUUGUCUAUCCUAAUCUUUAUUAGUUAGGAGUUUCCUCUAGUGAUGUGAUCACAACUCUGUAAUUUUCUAGGCACUGUCAAGAGCAUGAAGAAUGAAUAUGUCUGUGUUGU
This is a messenger RNA of Arabidopsis arenosa, 1034 nucleotides long. NCBI's taxonomy places the organism in Eukaryota, Viridiplantae, Streptophyta, Magnoliopsida, Brassicales, Brassicaceae. The record is from the annotation of a GenBank genome assembly.